CCUCCUUUCUGAUAACACCGGCCGGUGCAGACCACUGGUUACCAGCUCCCUCUUGUGAAGUGACGGUCUUCCUUCGUUUGCUGUGCUAAGUGAUUGAUUAACAAUUAGAAUGGCCAACCAAAGCAAACUGUUGACUGUAAACAUCGACUCCAAAGUCAUGAAAAAGGCGGCGAAGGCGCUGGUCUCCAACGUACUGUUGCGGGUAGCGGGGUGGGUGGUGGGGACCGCCUUUGAGGCGGCGUGCGUCUCCCGCAGCCUCCAGCACACCGUCGGCGCCUGGCACGCCGCGGGGCCGCACACCACGAGUGUCGGGAAGGUGCGCCAGCUCCUGGCCGAUCUAUGGGUGCUGGCCGCCCCGCGGGACCCCCUCAGGGAGUGCGGCGUCCUUGCCGGCAAUGACAGCUGGUGGACGGUGUUCUGGGGCCUGAGGGAGGCGGGGGAGCGCCUCGCUUGCCUUCAGCUGAGGGUGGCGCUGGCCCACGAGGAACACGAGGCCUUCACGAGCAACCUUGUGCUGGUCUGCGUGCUGCUCUUCACGGGCCUUGCUUGCUGGGCGCUGUGUGCGCUGCGGGGAGCGCGGCGACCACGGGAAACGGUGGCCGCUGCGGCCACUGCGGCGUGCACGGCGGGCCCAGAGGAGGAGGAGUUUGCCUCGGCCGAGGAGGAGGAGGAGGAGUAUGCCUCGGCUGAGGAGGAGGAGGAGGAGGAGUACGCCUCGGCUGAGGAGGAGGAGGAGGAGUACGCCUCGGCUGAGGAGGAGGAGGAGUACGCCUCGGCUGAGGAGGAGGAGGAGGAGGAGGAGUAUACCUCGGCUGAGGAGGAGGAGGAGGAGGAGGGGGAAUAUGCCUCGGCUGAGGAGGAGGAGAAGGUGGAGUUUGCCUCGGCUGAGGAGGAGGUGGAGGAGGAGGAGGAGAAAAAGGAGGAGGAGGAGAAGAUAGAGUUUGCCUCACCUUUGAAGGAGAAGAGGAAGCCUGAGGACGCCACUGAAGUUGACACGAAGUUGCACGAAGGUGCAACCUGCACAGAAAAGGUGGCGAACGUGACGGCUGUUCUGGAAGGAGAAGAUCCACGGCCAUAUGAGGACCCUCAGGAUGAUAAGGUCGAGGACUGUCAGGAGGAAAUGCCUGACAGCCUCAGCGAUGCCUCCCAUCUGCCUCGUCCCGCCCAACAAAACGAGGAUGUGGCGGCCAAGACCUGGGCCGAGGAGGUGGACGACGCCUUUCCUAUCCCCGAAGAGUGCCUGCAGCACUGCGGCCCCGACGAAUGGUCGCUUGUGGCCGACCACAAAAAGAACCGAGGGAAGCACAAAGUCGCGACGGGCCAGCAGGACGACACCCAGACCCGCUGCAGGCACUCAGGCACGCAGGCACCACCUUCAGACACACAGGGCCGCCCUUCAGGCACACAGUCCCUACCCGCAAGGACUCAGUUCCAGGGUUCUAAGAGUCAAGUCCGCCCUUCAGGCGCGCGCAGAAGACAUCGUAAGCGCGCAUCAGGCACGCCCUUCACCCGGUGCUGGGCCGCGUUGGUGAAGGCGCCCAGGCCCGAGGCGGCGGGGGGGACACCCUCCCCUCCCCACACCCAGGCCCGCCCUUCAGGCACACAGACGCGCCCUGCAAGGCAGGCCCGCCCGGCAUGUAGCAAGGCCCUCCCCUCGGGGACCCAGAACCGCCCGGCAUGUGGUCAGGCUCGCCCUGCAUGUGGUCAGGCCCUCCCUUCGGGGACUAAGGCCCGCCCGGCAUGUGGCAAAGCCCGCCCUACAUGUGGCAAGGCCCUCCCCUCGGGGACUCGGGCCCGCCCUGCAAACGGUCAGGGCCUCCCUCCGGAGACUCGGACCCGCCCUUCAGGCACGCGUAGAAGACAUCGUAAGAGCGGAUCAGGCACGCUGGCCCGAGUGUGUCCACGGGUCCAGACUUACACAGCGGCGCCCCAACCCGUGCCCCUCACCCGGUGCUGGGCCGCGGUGGUGAAGGCGCCAAGGCCCGAGGCGGCGGUGACACCCUGCCCUCCUAACACCAUGGGCCACUCUUCAGGAACUCAGAGUCGCCCUUCAGGCAACCAGGCCCGCCCUUCAGGCAACCAGGCCCGCCAUCCAGACAACCAGGCCCGACAUCCAGCCAACCAGGCCCGUCAUUCAGGCAACCAGGACCGUCAUUCAGGCAACCAGGCCUUUUCUUCAGGCAACCAGGCCCGUCAUUCAGGCAACCAGGCCCGCUAUUCAGGCUACCAGGCCCGCCAUUCAGGCAACCAGGCCCAUUCUUCAGGCAACCAGGCCCGCCAUUCAGGCAACCAGGCCCAUUCUUCAGGCAACCAGGCCCACCAUUCAGUUCAGGGGCCAGCUCAUGGUUAGUUCCACGCCUGAUGAUGAUGAUGACAAAAGUUUCAAAUGAAGGGAGUUUCACGAUUUUCUG
Eriocheir sinensis (Chinese mitten crab) is the source of this 2411-nucleotide messenger RNA. Its product is annotated as protein SPT2 homolog. The coding region runs from base 110 to 2350 and encodes 746 amino acids. The transcript has 2 exons. Lineage: Eukaryota; Metazoa; Arthropoda; Malacostraca; Decapoda; Varunidae. The record is from RefSeq and is a predicted model, not a curated record.